GAGCGGAGUUGGCCUUGUCAAGGGUUUCAGGGUGGAAUUGACUUAGCCUCUCUCUCUCUCUCUCUUAAAUAGUUGACGAAUUAACGAACACCGGAAACGGAAAUUCUCAAUUGGAAUUUCUUAGCACUUUGAGAGUUUGCAGUUUGAAGCGAACUCACAGAACUUUCGUAUAUAUUUUUUGCCGAUCAUGACCACCGAGUACGCUCCAAGCACAUCACGGACAAAUGCCAACAACUGGUGCUGCAUCAUGGACAAGCCGAGAGUUGAGGAAGCUGCCGGCGAUGCUGGACCAUCGACAUCGCAUCAGUCGACGACGCUGUUCAAGUGGCUGGCGCUGAACAAUCAGCCCGCACUGGAAGAUGAAACACCGCCAGCCAGUUUCUAUGAGGUGCUGGGCAACGCCGAGGUUGCCUUCCACUGUGCGAACUGCUCGCGGCUGCUGCUCAGCCUCGAUGCGGAUGCACUGCAGCGCACAAUUGGCACCCAGACUCAGGUGCUGAGGCAGUUGCAGCUGGGGCAGGCGCAGACUCAGACACAGUCGCAACUUGGUGCGCUACAGAAGCAGACGCAAACGGACCGGGAGGCCAGCGAAGAGGAUCUGGCCAUGCAGGCUCAGCUCGAGUGGCGACUUCAGCAGCUGCAACAGCAGCAGCAGGAUGAUCGCAGCUCUUUGUGGCCUUGGCUGAAGCAACUGAACGCUUUUUGGUCGCUACUGAAGACGCUGCUCAUCUGGAUCUCGGUGCUCAACGGUUGCUAUCUUCUGUGCCGUGGCCUGUGGCAUCUCAGCAUCUGGCAGCGUCCGCUGAUGGUGCCGCCGCCAUCGAGCUCGUUGCCCGCGCUCCUCUAUCGCAAGCUGUGCGCUCUUGCCAGGAAGUUGCACAUCAUUUGAUAGCAGCCGCUCCUGGUAACAUUCCACACACAGCAGCAGCAGCACAGGUUCGAAAAUAGUUUAGUUGCUAUUUAUAAACAAUAGCGGGCAAAGCUCGCUAUUUUAAGCCGCGUUCCCGAUCGAGAGACAGCAGAGAUAGCACAGCACAGCACAGUUUCCCCCAUUCCCGGUUUGUUUUACCUCCUCCCCCCAGCCCACCUAGAAUAUUAUACAGUCAACAAUAACAGCGACUUCUGUAGAGAGAUUACCCCUAGGCAUGUUCUAAACAUAAAUUUCAUUGUGUAUCCCGACACCAACCACGUUGAUAACAGCGUUGACACCAUCUCAAAUUUACGGUCAAUACAUCUCUCAGACACCUCUCUCUGUCUCUACCUCUCUCUUUUUAUUUCUCCUCCCCUUCUCUCUCUCUGUCACCAUCUUUCAUUAAUCUACUGUUCUGCACAUCGAAUAUACAGUGUAUGUAAAACAGCUCAAUAAAUACGACAAUUGCACAUAAUAACAAGAAAAGUUCGCUUCAC
Drosophila albomicans is the source of this 1407-nucleotide messenger RNA. RefSeq lists its product as uncharacterized. The coding region runs from base 188 to 889 and encodes 233 amino acids. The record is from RefSeq and is a predicted model, not a curated record. Lineage: Eukaryota; Metazoa; Arthropoda; Insecta; Diptera; Drosophilidae. The transcript is spliced from 2 exons.